AUGGAGAACUUCCGUAAGGUGCGCUCAGAGGAGGCGUCGGCGGGGGGCGGGACCGAGGGGGGUGGCCCGGGGUCCUGUCCCUUCGCCGACCUGGCGCCGGGAGCUGUGCACAUGCGGGUCAAGGAGGGCAGCAAGAUCCGGAACCUGCUGUCCUUCGCAACCGCCAGCAUGGCGCAGCCAGCCACGCGCGCUAUCGUCUUUAGCGGCUGCGGUCGGGCCACCACCAAGACCGUCACAUGCGCCGAGAUCCUCAAGCGCCGCCUGGCGGGCCUACACCAGGUCACGCGGCUGCGCUACCGGAGCGUGCGCGAGGUGUGGCAGAGCCUCCCACCCGGGCCCACGGCGGGUAAUCCACCAGGAGAUCCUCCCGCCAGUCUCAGUGUGCUCAAGAAUGUGCCUGGCCUCGCCAUCCUACUUUCCAAGGACGCGCUGGAUCCUCGCCAACUUGGUUACCAGCCUCCGGACCCUCAUCCCGGUCCCUCGUCCGCGUCAGCCACGCCUACGCCCAAGAGGAGCCUAGGGGAGCCUACAACUGGAGAAGGUUCCGCGAAGCGGUCACAACCCGAGCGAGGAUCUCCAGACGAGGACCGGACAGCCUGA
Messenger RNA from Orycteropus afer afer, 600 nucleotides. RefSeq names its product ribonuclease P and MRP subunit p25 (gene RPP25). Gene Ontology annotation, molecular function: RNA binding. Gene Ontology annotation, cellular component: ribonuclease MRP complex. The record is from RefSeq and is a predicted model, not a curated record. Lineage: Eukaryota; Metazoa; Chordata; Mammalia; Tubulidentata; Orycteropodidae. Gene Ontology annotation, biological process: tRNA 5'-leader removal.